AGGAUUUAAGAAUACUUAUCUUGUACAACAAACAAACACCAAACUCAUCAAAACCGGGUCGGGUCAAUUACAAUCGUACGAAUAUAAAUACAAACCCCCCCUAACUUCAACAUCCUUCCCUUCCACAACCAAAUAACCCCCAAAUUCUAAACGAUCACCGUGAAAAAUGGCCGGAGUAUCAUUAAAGUGCGGAGAUUGCGGAGCUUUAUUAAAAUCAGUCGAAGAAGCACAAGAACACGCUGAACUCACCAAACACGCUGAUUUCUCUGAAUCUACUGAACCCGUGCUAAAUCUUGUUUGCUCCACUUGCGGCAAACCCUGCCGCUCCAAAACUGAGAGUGAUCUGCAUACUAAGAGGACUGGACAUACUGAAUUUUCCGAUAAGACGUUGGAAACGGUGAAACCGAUUGCGUUAGAAGUUGCUAAGAGUAAUAAUGAUGUGGAUAUGGUUGAUGCUAGUACCAGCUGUGAACCCGAGGAAAUGGUUGUUCCUGAUGUGGAUUCAAAACUACUUGAGGAGCUUGAGUCGAUGGGUUUCUCAAAGGAAAGGGCCACCCGGGCACUUCAUUUCUCGGGCAACUCGAGUCUUGAGGCCGCUGCAAAUUGGAUUGUUGAACAUGAGGAGGAUGCAGACAUAGAUCAGUUACCUUUGGUGCCUAAGAGUAAAUCAGGGCCUCCCAAGCCUUCUCUUACUCCUGAAGAAAGAAAAGCAAAAGCACAAGAGCUAAAGGAACGAGCUCGCAAAAAGAAAGAAGAGGAAGAAAAGAGAAUGGAAAGAGAAAGAGAGAAGGAGCGGAUUCGAAUCGGUAGGGAACUACUGGAAGCAAAGCGUAUAGAGGAAGAAAAUGAGAGGAAACGUAUUAUAGCGUUGCGCAAAGCAGAGAAAGAGGAGGAGAAAAGAGCUAGAGAAAAAAUUCGUCAGAAAUUGGAAGAAGACAAGGCUGAAAGGAGGAGAAAGCUUGGUUUACCUGCAGUAGAUCCCACUGCUCCCAAACCUGCUGCUCCCGUGGUGGAGGAAAAGAAGAGCUCAUUGCCCGUCAGGCCUGCUACAAAAGCAGAGCAAAUGAGAGAGUGUUUACGAUCUCUUAAGCAAAGCAAUAAGGAUGACGAGGCAAAAGUGAAAACAGCAUUCAAUACCCUUCUGACAUAUGUCAAAAAUGCUGCAACUAAGCCAGAGGAGGAGAAAUUCCGGAAGAUCAGACUUAGUAAUGCUGCCUUUCAGGAUAGAGUUGGGAAAUUGGAAGGUGGCAUAAAGUUUCUUGAGCUAUGUGGAUUCGAAAAGGUAGAAGAGGGCGAAUUCUUGUUUCUGGCUAGAGAGAAAAUUGACAGAGCAGUGUUAAAUUCAGCCGGGACCGAGUUGAAUAGUGCCAUAAAUAACCCCUUCUUCGGGGUUCUUUGAUUUCAAAUAAAACACCAUCUUUUAGUAAUUACUUUUCUCAUUUGAGUCACUUUACUACCCUCGGGUCAAAGGUCAAUGUAAAAGUUUCUGUUUAGGUACUUUUCUCUUGUUAAUUUCUUCAUACUCAAGUAUUUUGGUUGUUUUUCCUGAAUUUCCUAUGAAGUGUGCAAGUUGUAGUUUUGCUAUAUGGUAUAUCAGAUAAUAUUCAAUAA
Messenger RNA from Erigeron canadensis, 1611 nucleotides. Its product is annotated as UBX domain-containing protein 1. The transcript is spliced from 12 exons. Gene Ontology annotation, molecular function: protein binding. The record is from RefSeq and is a predicted model, not a curated record. NCBI's taxonomy places the organism in Eukaryota, Viridiplantae, Streptophyta, Magnoliopsida, Asterales, Asteraceae. Bases 167 to 1399 code for a protein of 410 amino acids.